AAUUUGAUCUUUUGAGGUCUCAGGUUCAUAUCCUAGCAGAGACAAAAAACACUAGGUGAUUUCUUCCUAUCCGUUCUAGUCUUGGUGGACAGAGUUACCUGGUACCUAUUGCUGGUGGGAGGUGCCAGGUAUCCCGUGGAAUUAGUCGAGGUGUGCGCAACCUGGCCCGGACACCACAGUUAUAACAAAAAUGUAGUUUGAGUUAUCCUGGUUGGAAUUUUUUGGCUGAUUAAUAGUUUCCAAAUCAGUGUUGUCAAAGGCGCGCUUAAGUCCUAAAGCGAGGCACAAAACAUCUUGAGCUCUUCGUCUCACUUCAUGGGCGCUUUAGUGUCGUCAUCAACAACGCUAUAAGACAUACUUUUCCUUGCAAUAAACCUAAUCCUGAAGAGGCAAACACUAAACAAUUGAUUUUUCACUUUAUCGUAACUUGUUUUCAAUUUUCUUUGUCCAUAUAUUUGUUAUUUUUCAUUUUAAUUAUUAGUCUUGGACUACGCAUAUAUAUUUGUAUUUUUUCCCCUCUAUUUGUGUCUUUCUUCAUUAAAGCCCACGUUUAUUUGUGCUUUGCGCUUGAAGCCCCAAUGUACCUUACAGCUUUUUUGCGCUUUUUGCGUUUGAUAACACUGUUCCAAAUGCAUACCUAGAAGAGUUAAUGUUGCUGAAAGCCUUAUCGUCCUGCUACGUGUGGUGUUCACUUCUUGAAUGACAACUCCUUUGACAAGCUCUUCAAUCGAGGCAGGGCUUUGAUUUAUAUCCUUGAACUUGGAUGCCUAGAGCUACUUGUUUGUAGUGAUCUAGAGAUGCAAAUAUGUACUGCACUUGUCUGACACGUAAUGUUCUCUUUCAAACAUGCAGCAAGUUUUUGCUUUGCUUACUGGUAAAGCCAGAGGAGAUUCACUUUCAAUCUAAUUCUCUAAAUGAAUCCACGCUAUUUGCUGCUAAGUUGAACAAAAGCUUGUAAUAGGAUUCCUUAGAGAUCGAUCCGGAAUUUGUACCUGUCCACCAACAUGUCUUGACUACUGCUAACAUGACUCUAAUGAAGCAGAACUUCAUAACAAUAUUCAUUCCAAAGCUGUUGGAAUUUCUUCUGAAUCACAGGCCUCAAGUCAGGUCUAUACUUCUUUAUUCUACACAAAACAUCAUAACUAAAAGAAAAGCAUAGCUUCCUGUUACAAAGAUAGGAAAUGUUUUUUUCCUUCCAUUUGAAGAAGGUGGGAUAUUAUGUAUUUCACUGUUCUUCUUUCCCUUGUUAUUGAUCUUUUAUUUUGAACCCUUUUCCUUAAAAUGAUAGCGUAUUUAUUAGUAAAUGUUUGGUACAUGUCACUGCAACCAGAUAGUUCAGACUUUGAUUUGUGGCGAACAUAAUAUUCUGAUGAAUUUUUGGAUUAACACGUGUUAUACACAUUUAAUCCUCUUUCCCUGAACAAUGAAGAAAAAAGAAAGAAUUGCCCAAAGAAGAUGGCCGUCUGUUUUGAGUGCUUUUGCAAAUUUAAGGUGAGCAUUCAUUCUGUCUAUCUAUUUUGAGUGCUUCUGCAUAGUUGAGGUGAGCAUAUAAUCUUCUUCGAUCCUCUGUUGGUGAUAAACAUGCUCUUUCACCUUCUCUUCUUCCGCCUUUCAUUCACUCUUAGUAUCUUGAAAUAAAAUGUUCAUGGUCCAUUUGUUCCAUAUCCUGAUAUCCUCUUUAAUCACGUGAUGCUGAGGCACACGAGCUUUUCCUACUAGUGUGUAACUUUUAUUCCAUAUAUUUCCUAUUCUCGUCUUAGUAUUAGGUUGGAAAAUCGACUUCUAUUGAUUGGUUUUUAGCAUAGAAGUUCUCAGAUUUUCCGGUUAGACUUUGCCUCGUGAUAUAAUGGGAUUUGUUUCUGGAUAGAUUUACUAUAGUAAAGUUAGCUUCUUUGUCCAUCUGACUGAUUAUUUGUUUACUUUUUUUUUUCUGGUGCUUUAGAAUAAGCUACUUGUAAAUUCUCUAGCAUUAAUUUAAAUUGGUAAUUUUGUCUUCUUAUUUAUGGAUACAAUUGUUUCCUUUCUUUUUUUCAUACACGUUACCUUUAUCUCAUUCUUUAGCUGGGAUCUUCUGUGCUUUGCAAUGGCAAAUUCCAAGGGGGCAUCUAGCAUGAGAAAUAUGAUGUACAAUGGAAAGAGCUCUUUACUGCCUCCUAAAAGUCCGUUCCCUAGCAUAUCUCCUUCGUAUGUAGAUUAUGUCCCUAGUUCUACUGUCACCCACAAGGACAUUUCAAAAUAUAGAGAUGGUUCACACCAUCAGCGUACUUCUUCUGAAAGCUGUCUUAUGGAGGAGCAACCAUCUUGGUUAGAUGAUCUUCUUAACGAGCCGGAAACUCCUGUGCGCAGAGGUGGCCAUCGACGUUCAUCUAGUGACUCCUUUACAUAUUUUGAUGCUGCUAACAUUGCAAACUUAGAUUACAUAGCUCAAGAUGAUAACAAAUUCAGAAAUUUAACUCAUGCCCCUUCCUGGGGAUCCCAAGACUUUGACUAUUACAAAAAUGCUCGGCAUGGCACAUUUCAUGUUGAUCAGAACUCCAUAAACCGACAAAAAAGUAGUGCACGGGAUGCAUCCCCAAAUGCAAUACCACAUACCCGUGGCCUCUCCCCUUUUAGAGAAAAUGUCAAGACUCACAGCUUGGGACCGUCAUGUCCUCCACAAGAAGGAGAGAGGCCUAAAUCUGCAGGAAGUGACAUGCAGGAUUUAGUUGAAUCUGUCCCUCCUGAUCAAAAGGGAUCUGGUGAAAAAAAGGAUUCUUCUCACAGCAAGAAUUCUGCAUCAGAAACUGACACAAAACGUGCAAAGCAACAGUUUGCUCAACGGUCACGAGUUCGGAAGCUUCAAUACAUAUCUGAGCUUGAAAGAAAUGUACAAGUUCUGCAGGCUGAAGGUUGUGAAGUGUCCGCUGAGCUUGAAUUCCUUAACCAGCAGAAUCUUAUCCUCAGCAUGGAGAAUAAAGCCCUAAAGCAGCGCUUAGAAAAUUUAGCUCAAGAACAGCUGAUAAAGUAUUUGGAGCAUGAAGUACUGGAAAAAGAAAGAGGAAGACUACGAGCAUUGUAUCAGCAACAGCAACUGCCACAGCCGCAGCAGAAACAGCAAUCAUCUUCUAGCCAUCGGCGCACCACUAGUAGGGAUCUCGAUCAACAAUUUGCAGACCUCUCUUUGAAACACAAAGAGGGCUGAGGCCAACUUCACAUGUGAUGACUGUGACUGUAGCUAGGACUUUAAUCACAUCUUCUUAACUCGCCCUCAGCUGAUUUUUCCUGGCAAAUUACGAAGACGAUUUUUAUUGUGCAUGAUCAGAAAGAACUCUUGCUGUCCUUGUGCUCUCUGGACGGCUUUGCCUCUGGCGGUGAUUGUAAUAUCCGUCAUGGUAUGUAUCCUCAGCUUUAUUUGUUAGGCAUAGUGGUCUUUUUAUAUGCGCCUGGUGGUCAAUGCUAGGGAAUAGCAUUUGUGGCAGUUGACUCACCUGAGGUGAUUAAUUUCGGCAUGUAUUUUCCUUUGUAUGUUAAAGUUCAUCAGUUUCCCAUCAGCUUUCUCUGUUGUAAAAUUUCCCAGCUAUUUGUUCCAUCAUUUUUACCUUCUUGGGUACAUUUUCAUGAACAUUGACUUGUAAGCAUGAUACUGGAGCUCCAUCAGCUUAUUAUUUCCUUUCUUCUUUAGGCUAUGAAAGCAUUCUGUUUUCGCAC
Messenger RNA from Lycium ferocissimum, 3687 nucleotides. RefSeq lists its product as uncharacterized. The record is from RefSeq and is a predicted model, not a curated record. Bases 2003 to 3181 code for a protein of 392 amino acids. The transcript is spliced from 4 exons. Lineage: Eukaryota; Viridiplantae; Streptophyta; Magnoliopsida; Solanales; Solanaceae. Gene Ontology annotation, biological process: regulation of DNA-templated transcription. Gene Ontology annotation, molecular function: DNA-binding transcription factor activity.